Molecule: messenger RNA, 1884 nt
Organism: Bufo bufo (common toad)
Lineage: Eukaryota; Metazoa; Chordata; Amphibia; Anura; Bufonidae
Gene: F9
Product: coagulation factor IX
Exons: 8
Coding region: 83-1483 (466 amino acids)
Biological process (GO): blood coagulation; proteolysis
Cellular component (GO): extracellular region
Molecular function (GO): serine-type endopeptidase activity; calcium ion binding
Source: RefSeq, a predicted model, not a curated record
GAGAGAGAGCGUGGACUUUGGAAUCAUUGAUCCUAUUCUAGCUCCAGACUAAUUUCCCAGUAAGAUUCUUCAGAGUAAGAAUAUGGCAUCUAUUGCAAGCCUUCUCAUUAUUUUUCUCCUGGGCUAUUUCUGCAAGGCGGAAAGAGCAGUGUUCCUGACUGAUAAAUCUGCAAGCAAUGUUCUGGUGAGACAAAAAAGAUAUAAUGCUGGUCGUUUGGAAGAGUUUGUCGCAGGCAAUCUUGAACGAGAAUGUAUAGAGGAAAAGUGCACUUAUGAAGAAGCAAGAGAAGUUUUUGAGAAUGAUGACAAAACUAUGGAAUUUUGGAAGCAGUACAUAGAUGGAGAUCAGUGCAUAUCUGCUCCUUGCUUACACGGGGGCGUAUGUAAGGAUGAUGUGAGCGCCUAUGUGUGCUGGUGUCAACAAGGAUACAGGGGAAAGAACUGUGAACUUGCAUUGCCAAUCACGUGCACCAUUAACAAUGGGGGAUGCCACCAAAUGUGCAAGGAAGAUCCAAGUAGAAAAGUUGUCUGUUCCUGUGCAAGUGGUUACAAGUUAGGAGAAGAUGGCAAGUCAUGCGAGGCAGCAGUACAAUAUCCGUGUGGAAAGGUCACUGCACCAGAAGCUUUACCAAAAGAUGUUACCCGUUCUAUCAUCGAUCUUGAAGAUUAUAACGCCACCUCUGUUACAUACCAUAACUCCACAAAAAAUCUCCAAUCAAAUGGAAGUUCAGAUGACAUUGUGCCUACAAUAGUCGAUCCAAACGUGAGGAUUGUUGGUGGAACAGACAGUCUAAAGGGAGAAUUUCCAUGGCAGGUUCACAUUGUCAAUAACCAUGGUGAAGGCUUCUGUGGUGGAGCCAUUGUGAAUGAAAAAUGGAUAGUAACUGCAGCUCACUGCUUUCUUAUACCUGGUGAAUACAGAGUCGUUGCAGGAGACUAUAACACAGAUGUUCAGGAGGGGACGGAGCAAUAUCUGCCAAUAGCACAAGUUAUCACACAUUCAACCUACAAUGCAAACAAGAGUAAAUACAAUAAUGACAUAGCGCUUGUAAAGCUAGCAGACCCAAUCAAACUGAAUGACUAUGCAAGGCCCAUCUGCAUCGGAAACAGAGAUUUCACUGACAAACUGCUGCAAACUGCAUCGCACAGCUGGGUGACUGGCUGGGGGCAUGUCAGAUUCUUAGGAAGACCAACUAUAAAACUUCAGAAGCUAGCUGUGCCCUUCAUUGACCGAGCCACCUGCAAGAAGUCAAGCAAGUUCUUCGUGUCCACCAACAUGUUCUGUGCUGGAUACUCUGAAGAAGAAAAAGACACAUGUCAGGGGGAUAGCGGAGGGCCACAUUCUUCCGAAUUUAGGAGUGUUUGGUUUCUGACCGGAAUUACCAGCUGGGGUGACAAAUGUGCAGAGAAAGGCAAAUAUGGAGUUUACACCCGAAUGUUCAGAUUCAUUGACUGGAUACUGAGUACUACAAAGGACAUUUAAUCCAGGCUUGGAUUUAUAUAUGAAGAUGUCUUCUCUUUAUUGCUUUAGCACCCAAGGAAAUGUGAUGCUUAUAACCUAAUAUGAUUCAUCUUGCCAUUUUAAUUUUAGCCAGGAUUUAAAUCAUUAAAGAGUUGCUUGGAUUAUAAGCUAAACAUUUAGUUAUAGAUAAUCUCUCUUUAAGACAUUGCUGCAGUAAAGUAUGUGAGAUGAAAACUGCUAGCUCUGUUUGAUGAAAGAAAUUUUAUGGUACAAUCUAAUGUUGUUCUGAGUUGGACCUUAUAUCGGAAAGAGUAAAAGUAUGAAGGGUAAAAGGUAGAGUAAAAGUAACAGUAUUAACAGUUCAGAGUUCAUUCUACCAGAUUCAUCUCCAGUACUAAUUUUCAUUCCAAAGGUAAAAGUAA